AUGAGAGCAGCAGCUCGACCAUUGCUCCAAUUUCGUCGACGGCCGCAAUUAAUUAUUUUGACAGAGUAUUCUUAUAGUCAGUCGACCGCUUCGCAAUCAACUCACGACGUUCGCGAAGUGUGUACUACGGGAUACUCCUUCAAGACAGCUGCCGGUCGCGUGUCUAAAUAUGGUGUGUACUGGGGUAGGGAUAACCCCAACAAUUCGAUAUGUGAAAUCCCUGGUAUAACGCAUGUGGCUGCUAUGCUAAUGGCUAUGAUAGACGCUGUCCGCGUUGCCAAGAAAGAUGACAAUGGUCAGAAAUUGGUCGUGUAUACAGAUUUUAACUGCCCGCCUGGUUUCCGUAACAAGUUGAAGACAUACGCGGCGAGAGAUUUUCACUCCUUUAGCGGGUGGAAGAUGAAGAAUGCUGUCCUUUUGAAGGAGUUGUACGAACUGACCAAAGACAUGAAUGUCUCCUUUAGACAUAGACCAGCAGUAAUGGACAGAAAGCCAAACUACGUUAUGGCGAAUAUUCUGGAAGAUGACGCGGACGGAAGAACGCCGAGUACAUCCUCUGAAGACUGGCCUAACGUCUACACUAUGGCUAUGUUCAAAUCAACCAGAAACGAAGAGGGUGUCGGUAGACAAGAGUACGCAUAUCUUACGCUAGUUGUGAUAUCACUAAGCUACGCCCAUCCAUCACCACAUCACUGA
Necator americanus (New World hookworm) is the source of this 696-nucleotide messenger RNA. RefSeq lists its product as uncharacterized. Gene Ontology annotation, molecular function: nucleic acid binding. The transcript is spliced from 6 exons. The record is from RefSeq and is a predicted model, not a curated record. Bases 1 to 696 code for a protein of 231 amino acids. NCBI's taxonomy places the organism in Eukaryota, Metazoa, Nematoda, Chromadorea, Rhabditida, Ancylostomatidae.